UAUGUUUUGAUUUGUGUUCACAUAAUCAGUUGUUCAUUCGUUUUAGUUUAGUUCAAUAUCAGCACGAGAGUAUCACAUUAAUAUUUUCGUUUUCAAUGCGAAAAUGGAUAAUUCAAAAUUAGAUGAAUCGUUAAGUGAUAUGGAAUGUGGUAGAGAAACAAGCAAUUACUUUUUAGUACGUCAAAACUUCGAAAUUAUUACUGAUAACCAAUCACAAAUUAAUAAUGCAUGCGAUAAGGCACAGAAUGACCAAUAUCCUCAGAUGAACUUUCAGGUUGAAAACGAGUUUCGCAAGAAUAUCAAGCUCUUACAGAACCUUUCCACAUCAAAAGGAAUACACAGAAAACCCGCGCUUACCUCGUUGAGUGCAAAACCUCAUAUAAUUGAUGCCGACACCGUUCAAAUUGUCAAUGUGAUUCCAACAAUAAAAAGUUCGAAUGAAACCAGUCUGACUGGUUGCAAGACACCAAAUGAAUCAAAGAAGAGCGAAUCAAUUCGAAAGCAAACCACUGAAGUUAAUUACGGACUUCCUAAAUUUACUCGGGUCAAAACACUGCAGCAAAAAAUCAGGGCUCGAGAAAAAAAACGAAGAUACAAUGAGAGGAAGAAACUGCGAAAAUGUAUUGAAAACUUGGAAAUUACAUUUGGCGAAAUUGAAUUAAAAGGAUCAAAACGUUAAUUCAAUUUAUUUUAUAUAUCAAAUAGAUAGCUUAUACGAAUACUAUUUUUAGCUCAAUAUGCUAGUUAAAUCAUUUUUAAAUACUGUAGUAUUGUAUUUAUUUUUUUUACACGAUUUUAUUUAAUAAACAAACAUUUGUUUA
Contarinia nasturtii (swede midge) is the source of this 821-nucleotide messenger RNA. RefSeq lists its product as uncharacterized. Lineage: Eukaryota; Metazoa; Arthropoda; Insecta; Diptera; Cecidomyiidae. The transcript has 4 exons. The coding region runs from base 104 to 679 and encodes 191 amino acids. The record is from RefSeq and is a predicted model, not a curated record.